Molecule: messenger RNA, 2166 nt
Organism: Aspergillus melleus
Lineage: Eukaryota; Fungi; Ascomycota; Eurotiomycetes; Eurotiales; Aspergillaceae
Product: Zn(II)2Cys6 transcription factor
Exons: 4
Coding region: 1-2166 (721 amino acids)
Biological process (GO): positive regulation of transcription by RNA polymerase II; DNA-templated transcription
Molecular function (GO): zinc ion binding; sequence-specific DNA binding; DNA-binding transcription factor activity, RNA polymerase II-specific
Source: RefSeq, a predicted model, not a curated record
AUGGACUCAGCCAAGAAGAAUCGGAAUCGCGCCGCUUGCCGCCGUUGCCAGAGACGGAAGAUCCGUUGUGACGGACAGGCCCCUCGUUGUGGAUCAUGUCACAAAGCCAACGUUCCCUGCAUUAGCGAUGGGAAGCAGGUGGUUCAUCGCUCGUAUAUUGCGAGCAUGGAAAAGCGCAUCAAAUGGUUGGAAAUGACUCUUCAAGAAAGCUGUCCUAACGUGGAUCUGAGCGAAGCUCCAAACCGGGAAACUGCUCGACAGGAUGAUUCGGUAUUGCUUGAUGACGAGCACGAGGAGCCAUCCAUUCUUAGUCCCCAGCAGCCACGUAUCGUGGAUGAGGAUCCUGGUGUAGACCAACGCAGAAUCCAAAGCCCCAUCGGUUCAACCCGUCCUCUGCGUGCUGCUCCACGAAUGGAAUCUCGACAAGCCCAUGAGGUUGGCUUAGUUUCACUUUCUCCGGGAGGCGAGCCGCGGUAUAUUGGACCAUCCAGCGGGUACUUCUUCGCUAAUCUUGUUUUCUCGAACGCCGGUCGACAACAACAGCGAGGGGGUAUUAUCAGUGAUCCUGCCGGCACAGCUCCGGGGAAUCCGGCUUCUUUAGCAGCGGAGCUUCUCCAUACACCUACGUCUCUGCCGCCACGAAGGGAGAGCUGUGAGGAGUUGUCAUCCAAGUACUUCCAAACGAUCCAUAUUAGCUACCCAUUCCUCCACCAACCAUCUCAUAUGGAGUAUAUCGAACAAAUGUAUACUUCCGAGCAAGUGUCACCAGUAGUAGCAUACCAGGUCUAUAUGGUCUUGGCCAUCGCUGCCUCUGAUCUUUCGCGGAGAUCUAAACUUCGCCUUCCCGCAGAGGGAUAUUACACCUCAGCCAUGCAAUAUUUCAACCAGUUCUGUCCUGAUGGCUCGCUAGCUGGGCUACAAUCACUGCUGCUACUCAUGAUCUAUGCUUUGCACAAUCCGUCUUGCGGUGUCAAUAUCUGGAAUCUCAAUUACCAGUGUCUGGCAUCGCUUAUAGAUCUCGGUUUGCAGCGAGAUAUUCGCUGUACACCUUCCUUGAUAAUGCCUCUCCUUGAGCUGGAGAUGAGAACGAGAGUGUUUUGGGUGGUUUACACGUUUGACCGGACCAUCGGUACGAUGAUGGGACGGCCCGUCGGCAUCAGAGACGAGGCUUGCGACUUGCGACUUCCAAUGGACAUAGCAGAUCAAGAUCUCCUGGAGAAUGAUCCGCACGAACGGAAUGCAGAGGAACAAUUUUCGCACAUCUCUUUUGGGAUACAUUUGUUCAAAGUCGCUCGCUUGAACUCGGAGAUUAAAUACGUCAUGCAUAGUAUCUCUCGAGAGGCUCCGGCCUAUGCCUACCCACCUGUGAAAGAUAUCUUCGGAUGGCAAAACGGGAUGCUCGAAAGGCUGCGAAGCUGGCGAUCCGAGAUCCCACAAUCCGAUAUCAGCAUGAGCGCGAAGCUUUGCGAGGCGAAAUACCACGAGAUGAUGAUUCUUGUAUUACGGCCGAGUCCCGCCAUCCCAGAGCCAUCGGAGCAGUCCGCGGUUUUAUGUUUCCGACAUGCGAUGGCGCUACUUGAAAGCUUUCGUGAUUUAUACAAGAAUGACUGCCUGCAAUAUAGCCGAUUAGUGGUACAUUCAAUCUUUCUAAGCACUCUCGUCGUUCUGCACAGCAUUUGGAAGUUGCCCGACGUUGCUGCAAAUAUUCACAUUGACGAGCUAUCGGCCAACUUGACUUCGUCGCUCAACAUCCUAAGCAGCAUUGGCGAGUAUUGGCUGGAGGCCCAGCGCGCAAGGGAUUGUAUAGAAGAAAUAUCUGGGGUCACCAUGAGACGACUGUUAAAAACCCGAUGUGCGCCAGGGGCGUCUGGUACGCCCCGACUUCGGUCGAGGGGUCGCACGAAUAACCAAGAUCUACAGUUCACUUCUUCGCAAGCUUCGACGAAUCCAGAUUCUGGUGGUCAAGAGCAACAGGUCGAUCCGGGAAUCCUGGCAACAAAUUCAGCGGGCUUGGACGACCCCGAAUUAGGGCUCCCCGGCGCGUUAUUAGGUGACUCCGAGUCGUUACAACUCUUCGGUGACCCGGCGCUUGACGGCCUGUUCGGGAUGACAGGAGUCCCUGACUUCGAUGGAUUAAUGUGGGAGUUUUUCAACAUUCCCCAAUGA